AGCAACCUCCCUGUGUCUGUGCUGCAGGUGCGGCUGUGGAGGCACGCCGGAGCAUGGAGGAGCGGGGAAGGAGCACCUUACAGCACGCUGGUGCCAUCUGACGAAGUAACUGUUAUUCACAGACACGGUCUUCCUGUAGUAACUCUUACGCUGCCCACAAGAAGUGAACGCUGUCAGUUUGCUGUUAAGCCAAUGGUGACCACCGUAGGGGCAUUCCAAAAAGAUAAAGGAAUUGAGAAGGCAGAAGUCUUUGCAACAGAUGGUAGCAAGGUCUGUGAUGCAACGUUGAUGGAGGUCCUAUUGAUGAAUGACUUUAAACUUGUCAUCAACAACACAGCAUACAGUGUGUCACCUCCUGUAAAAGAGAAGCUGAGUAGUGAGCAUGCUACUGAAAUGGAAGAUAUCAAAUCAUUGGUUCACAGACUGUUUGUGGCUCUACACUUAGAAGAUCACCAGAUCAGGAAAGAGAGGGAAUUGCUACAGAAACUAGACCAUCUGAAAGAAGAGCUGCUGCCUCUUGAACAGAUGAAAGCCAGAAUCACGGACAGUGCAAAUGCAAAGACCUCCAGGCUUCUAUGGGUUGGCUUAGCUCUGAUGUCAACACAGGGGGGAGCAUUGGCGUGGCUCACGUGGUGGGUCUAUUCAUGGGACAUCAUGGAGCCAGUCACAUACUUCAUCACUUAUGGGAGUGCCAUGGCUUUCUAUGCCUACUUUGUUCUUACUAAACAGGACUACAUUUACCCUGAUGCUAAAGACAGGCAGUUCCUCCACUACUUCUAUCGGAAAUCCAAAAACCAGCAUUUUAAUGUGGAACGAUAUAACAAGCUCAAAGAAGACCUAGCAGAGGCAGAAGAAUCCCUGAGGCGUCUGCGCCAACCUCUGCAUCUGAGGCUUCCAAUCCAGGAAAUCAGUGACAAGGACUGAAUUUGGUUUUGUAUAUAUUAGAAUUGCCUUUUCAAAGCCGAUAGGAACAUUUAGUUACUCUAUAGAAACUGGAUAUUUUUGACCACUAUAGUUUUGAAAGUUGCAAUAAAUACCUAUAAAAAUGAUUUG
This is a messenger RNA of Pelecanus crispus (Dalmatian pelican), 1053 nucleotides long. The record is from RefSeq and is a predicted model, not a curated record. Lineage: Eukaryota; Metazoa; Chordata; Aves; Pelecaniformes; Pelecanidae.